Messenger RNA from Polistes canadensis, 820 nucleotides. RefSeq names its product leptin receptor gene-related protein. NCBI's taxonomy places the organism in Eukaryota, Metazoa, Arthropoda, Insecta, Hymenoptera, Vespidae. The annotation marks the transcript as partial. The record is from RefSeq and is a predicted model, not a curated record. The transcript is spliced from 5 exons. Gene Ontology annotation, biological process: late endosome to vacuole transport via multivesicular body sorting pathway. Gene Ontology annotation, cellular component: endosome.
AUCGAAAGUGUAUCAGAUUUAUGCUAUUUAAUUCGUCAUUAUUGUAGUCAACUUCGUCGUUUUCAACAUGAUAUUAAAAAAUUGGUUCUUCUUGCAUUCUCGGGCUCUAUUGGCAUGACAUUAGUUAUCCUUGGUUGUGCAUUACCACAAUAUGAAGUAUGGUGGCCAUUUUUUGUAGUCUUAUUCUAUGUACUAGCACCAAUUCCAACAAUAAUUGCACGCCGUUAUUCAGAAGAUUCACCAAGUAGUAGUAAUCCGUGUUUAGAGUUGGCCAUAUUUAUUACAAUAGGAUUUGUUGUAUCAUCCUUUGCUCUUCCUAUUGUAUUGGCACGAGCACCUGAUGGAAAUCCAGUCAUACAACCAGGUGCUUGCUAUUUAACUUUAGCAGGAAAUGUUAUUGUUUACUUGACUUUAGUUGGAUUUUUUGUAACUUUCGAACAAGAUGAUGUAGACUAUAAUAUGUGGUGAAGUGAUACUUUAUUGUACUUACAAAACAAGGUUUUCUAUAAGAUCACUGAGAAAAAGAAAGGGAGAAAAAGCAAGCAGCAUCCUGACUGACAGCUAUGUGUUAAUAUUAAAUCAAUAUAAACUUAUUGUACACUAUUUACAUAACAUACAAAAAUCGAUUUUAUUACAACAUAGUUGAUACUGAUCUUUCAUCAACUAGUAUGAUAUUAAUGCACUAAUAUUAGAGAACAUGUUGGUAUAAUACUGCUUGAUGAUCAAAUUAUAAAUUGUCAUAAGAAUCAUAUAUCUUUUUAUUGAUAGAAUUAUCAACAAAUGUAACAAUGCAAAGAUAUAUGAAGUAUAUAUAUAUAUA